AUGGGUGAAACCCUUUGUCACCAGCAGUGGUGUACAGCUCCACCUCUACUAGUGGCCCAGAGAUAAAGCUCCUGGCUCUCUACCAUCAGGUCAGAACUGCAGAAGACUUGGCUAAAAAGAGGAAUCGUCCUGAAGUUGCAAACAAUAGUUCUGCUGGCUACAACUUGGAUCAUUUGACUACCAAAACCUGGAUGAAUGAGAAUCUUCAUAGACACUCAUCACCACUCGAGAUGAACAUGAAUGAUAUAAAGGGAGAGGACAUCUAUGACUUUCUACCAGAGCAUUUGUCUACAAAAUUGAAUGGUACCUGUACAUCAAUUUGCAAGGAAGAACCGUGUUUGUCUCAUGAAAUUAAAGGAGGGGAGAAGUCUCAUAACAUGCAAUUUAGUGGUGAUGAGAACACUACUACAAUGCAGCCAUCAACUCCAUCACAACAGGCAAUACCUCUGAAGAUGAUUAAAGAAGAAGACAUUUAUGAUUUCCUCCCAGAAUAUUGGUACAAAACAAAGGAGGAAGAUCAUGAAACUGACCCAUCGUACAUGAAAGAAGAAGCCCUGGACAUGAAAAGGGAAACGGAGUCUUCUCUAAUGGAAUACAAUGGAGAUGUGGCCCCAAUAGGUGAACACCAGACAGCUCAUACUAGCACAGACCAACACCAGUGUACCACAUGUGAAAAGAGCUUUAAAACAAAACACGACUUAUCGAAGCACCGGAGAACCCAUGUACCGGGAAAUACAUGGGAAUAUGCCACAUGUGGAAAAGGAUUUGCACAGAAUGGUUCCCUCAUCAGGCACCAGAGAACCCAUACUGGAGAAAAGCCCUAUCUGUGCACUACAUGUGGAAAGGGCUUUGCAGUGAAAUGUAACCUCAUCACCCAUCAGAGAACCCAUACUGGAGACAAACCAUAUCAGUGUGCCACAUGUGGAGCAGCCUUUUCACAACACAGCACUUCAGUUCACCACCAGAGAACCCAUACUGGAGACAAACCAUAUCAUUGUGCCAUAUGUGGAGCAGCCUUUUCACAGCGCAGCACUUUAGUUCACCACCAGAGAAUCCAUACUAGAGAAAGGCCUUUUCAGUGUGCCACAUGUGUAAAAUGCUUUGCAAAAAAAGCUCACCUCAUAGCCCACCAGAGAACCCAUACUGGAGAAAAGCCCUACCUGUGCACUACAUGUGGAAAAGGCUUUGCAGUGAGAUACAGCCUCAUCACCCAUCAGAGAACCCAUACUGGAGACAAACCAUAUCAGUGUGCCACAUGCGGAGCAGCCUUUUCACGAAGCAGAUCUUUAGUUCACCACCAGAGAAUCCAUACAGGCGAAAAGCCUUACAAGUGCACCACAUGUGGAAAAGGCUUUGGACAAAAACAUGAUCUCCUAACACACCAGAGAACCCAUACCGGAGAAAGGCCUUUCCAGUGUUCCACAUGUGGAAAAAGCUUUGCAAAAAAAGGUAACCUUAUCGUCCACCAGAAAACCCAUACUGGAGAAAGGCCUUAUCAGUGUGCUACAUGUGGGAAAUGCUUUUCAAAGAAAGCUAACCUCAAUAGGCAUCAGAAAAUCCACAUUGACAACAGCAAUGCUCAACAUGCGGAGCUGCCUUUCCAAAAUUCGCCUCUUUAGCUGUUCACCAGAGAACCCAUACUGGAGAAAGGCCUUACCAGUGUUCUACAUGUGGGAAAUGCUUUGCACAGAGAGCUAACCUCAAC
This is a messenger RNA of Engraulis encrasicolus (European anchovy), 1705 nucleotides long. RefSeq names its product zinc finger protein OZF-like. The record is from RefSeq and is a predicted model, not a curated record. The transcript has 2 exons. Gene Ontology annotation, biological process: regulation of transcription by RNA polymerase II. NCBI's taxonomy places the organism in Eukaryota, Metazoa, Chordata, Actinopteri, Clupeiformes, Engraulidae. Bases 192 to 1619 code for a protein of 475 amino acids. Gene Ontology annotation, molecular function: DNA-binding transcription factor activity, RNA polymerase II-specific; RNA polymerase II cis-regulatory region sequence-specific DNA binding. Gene Ontology annotation, cellular component: PcG protein complex; transcription regulator complex; chromatin.